AUGGCAGGUCCACCACAUCCACACACAUACCUCGGCUGGUGGGGAGACUUUGGCUCACCACCACAAAAGUACAUCACCCAGUACUCGAUCUCGCCAUACGUUGCCAAACCCUUGAAAGGAGCAGCCUAUAACGCCGUGUUCAACACUUUUAGAAGAACCAAGAACCAGUUCCUUUACCUUGCCAUCCCCUUUGUUCUCGUGUGGACCGUCUGGACUAGGGCUAGAGACUACAAUGAGUAUUUGUAUACCAAGGCCGGUAGAGAAGAGUUGGAGAGAGUCAAUGUUUGA
This is a messenger RNA of Lodderomyces beijingensis, 288 nucleotides long. The record is from the annotation of a GenBank genome assembly. NCBI's taxonomy places the organism in Eukaryota, Fungi, Ascomycota, Pichiomycetes, Serinales, Debaryomycetaceae.